UCAAAAAAGUGAAGGAAAUGAAAAUCACAAAGAAAUACAAAUUUCUGUGGAUGAAUGGGGACAGAAUAAUGAUUAAAAAAGAUGAGACAGCUAGAGCAAUAAAAAUAAUAAGGUUUGAAGAUUUAGAAAAAAUAAUAUAAAGAUAAUUAAAAGUUCUCAAGGCCAGGAUAUUACAUUUACAAUUUAAUUAGUAGCUCAAUAAGGUAAGUUACUAUCUUUUCUCCCUAAUAAAUCUACCAAACAGUAAUAUUAUAGGUAUAAAUAAAAAUAUAACCAUAAAACUUUCUAGAAAUCAAAAUUUUUCAAUUAAAUGAAGAAGAUUUAAAUAACGACAGGGAUUUCAGAGUAUUUCAAGACUUGGAUCAGUCCAAAGAAUUUUUGAAGAAGAACAAGACAGUGAAUGAACUAAAUAUUUUAUGCACCAAUAUUAGAUCACUCAGAAAAAAUUGGGAUACAUUGAGAGCAGAAACUAACAGUAUAAUCAAUGAAAUAGAUAUUCUUGUGCUUAGCGAAAUUAAUAUUAAUAGUGAAGAAACAAAUUUGUAUGGAAUUCAGGGUUUUACAAGUCUAUUUAAAUGUAGGUCCGAUGGGAGAGGGGGAGGUGGAUUGGGAAUUUUUUACAAAGCAGGUAUUAAAGUUGAGAAAAAUGAAAUAGAUUUUGUGUCUGCUGAAUUAAUAUCUUUUAAGUUUUGUGAUAGAAAUACAACAAUAAUAAUCAUAGCUAUUUAUAGACCACCUAAUCAAAAUGUGAAUUUAUUUAAUGAAGAAUUAGAGAGGCUUUUAACAUCAGAAAGAAUGAGUCAAGAAAAAAAUAUUAUCAUGGUAGGAGAUAUAAAUAUAUGUUACCUGUCAGAUAUGUAUGGUUCGAAUAAUUAUAUAAGUGUACUCUACUCUUAUGGUUUAUACAAUACUAUACAAAAGCCAACUAGAGAGGAAACAUAUGGUAACACAGUUGUAUCAUCAUGCCUAGAUCAUGUUAAUGUAAAGUUAGAUCCUAACAACUCUUAUAUUUCAUUUUUGAUUGAAAGCAAAAUUGCAGACCAUUACUGGACAGGGAUCAAAUUGUUAGAAACAUGUACAGAUGGUACACACCAGACUAUGGAAAAUGAAUAUAAAAGUGUCAUUUUAACGGGGAGAGUAAAUGAAUUGAUUCAAACUGAAAAUUGGUGGCCGAUUCUAGACUUAAGAGAACCAUCAGAUAUUUAUAAUGAUAUAGUCAUGAGGUUCGAAAAUAUAUAUGCUAAAAGUGUCAUAAAGGUUAAACAAAAAACUAAGCAACUACAUAAUUCCUGGUUCAAUGAUAGAAUUAAGCUGAUGAUAGAGAGAAAGAACUAUUUAUGGCAAAUGGUUAAAAGAGAUAAACAUAAUGUGGAUUUGAGAAAUCAGUUUAGAAACAUACGAAAUAAGUUAACAGACAUGAUUCGUAAUGAGAAAAGGAAAUACUAUUAUAGGGCUUUCAAUGAUAACUCCAACAAUACUAAGAAAAUUUGGGAAAUCACCAAUCAUUUUAUAAAUAAGAAGAAUAGGCCGUCUCUAAAGGAAUCAAUUAAGUUAAAUUUCAAUAUCAAUGAAGAUCAUCAAAUUAUGAACCUAACAGAGAAAUUUAAAAACAGCUUUAAAGAAAAAAUAGAAGAAAUUACAACAGAAAUGAACGGGCAACACUUUGAUAUAAUACCACAUUUAAAAGAAGGUAACUAUACAAUAGGGGAUAGGAUGAGUAUGAAUUUAAAAAAAAUGAAAGAACAUCAACUUUAUAGUAUCAUUAACAAACUAAACAAUAGAUCAUCUGCAGGACCUGACAAAAUUAGGCCAAAAGAUAUAAUAAAUAACAUUUUCUAUCUAAAGCUGAUCCUGAUGCAUUUGAUUAAUAGGAUAAUUGAAACAGGAAAAAUACCUCAGCGUCUAAAAAUAACACAUCUCAGACCAAUUUUCAAGAAUGGAACAAAGAAAAAUGUAGGUUCUUAUAGGCCAAUAGGAUCAAUCUCAGUAAUUAUGAAAAUUCUAGAACAUUUCAUCUGUAUGCAAUUGAAUCAAUACCUGAUCAAUCAGAACAUAAUAAUGAUGCUCAAUAUGGGUUUAUUCCAAAAAAAUCAACAAUAG
Molecule: messenger RNA, 2100 nt
Organism: Nilaparvata lugens (brown planthopper)
Lineage: Eukaryota; Metazoa; Arthropoda; Insecta; Hemiptera; Delphacidae
Exons: 2
Coding region: 796-2100 (434 amino acids)
Source: RefSeq, a predicted model, not a curated record